AUGCGGGGAGCCGGAGGCGACGACGUCCUCUGGGCGAAGGCCGCCGAGCUGGAGCGGCAGUUCGAAGGGUACAAGCGGCGGCUCCCCGAGAGGAGGAAGGACCCCGCCACCGCUGCCGUGGCGGUGGCUGAUCGCCCCGACGGCGCCGCGGAGGAGGAAGAUGAGGAGGCGGCGGCGGCGGCGGUGGUGGGGAGGGGGAGGAGGUACGACGCGUACGUGCGGCGGAGGGACGAGAAGCUGCGGCAGGGAUGGCGCGCGCGCAUGGAGCGGAAGGAGGCCGAGAUGAAGGCGCUCUGGGCGCACCUCGCCGCCGGCCAUGACAAAGAGCAAAAGCCCGGGAAUUUGGAGGUGAAACCAUCCUCUUCUUCGACGCCAAGAAGCAGCUCGGCGAUGAAGGCGAGCCUCUCACGUGCCAGGACUCCCAGGGGCAGCAUGCCGUCGCCGGCCGGCGCGGCGGCCAGCCCAAGGCUGUCUUCCACCCCCGACGCGCGACGGCGAGCGCCGCACCGUGAGCCGUCGCAGGCGGAGCCACCGUCCACGCCACGGAAAGAGAACAGGGUGCCGUCCGCUGCUGCGGCGGCGACGGCGACGACGCCGAGGCUGAGGACGCUGUCACGGAGCAGGAGCUCGCUCAAGGAGCCCAACCGCUCGUCGUUCUCCGUUAUGGACAGCCCGAGGAGGCCACCGCCGCGGCUACAGUCCCCGCGGCCUAGCCAUGCCGGCGGCGCCGGGGACAGGCCGAAGCAGCCGCCCGCUCCUGCGCCGACCGCCGCCGACGCCGUGGCGCAGGGCUGUCGGAAUCGGCAGGUCGUCAUCGCCGAGAUCAAGACGGCCGCCGCGUCUCGCCUUAGGAGAUCAGGCAAUGGCGCCGGGCAGGGGCAGCCCGCCGCCUCGCCGCGUCCGGUGAUUACCAAACAAGUUGACGGUCGUCGCAGGCCGUCGGACACGGGCAAGAUGAUCUCCAGAGAUUUAGUCAUCGAAUCAAACAAUUUCAACAUCAAUGAUGAUGACACUGCACAAUCUUCAGUUGAACUUGGUGGAUUUUUAAAGAUCACCGGCGACUCUGACACCGAGCCGAGCUACGUCUACAUCAAGAAGGACAGCGAACUCGAAGAGGAAGCCAUGACCAUGAACUCAUCUCAAGCAAUGGCAGGCUCUGGUUCAAAUGCUGAAGAGGCAGAGCAUCAAUCGGAGAAGGAAACCGGAGAUCCCGAGGAGAAAACAACGGCGCCGUCUGACACGACGGCGAAAGAAAGCCCAGCGACCGACCAAGAGGACUCGUCGCCGCAGAGCUCCGACCAGUCGUUCUACUCAAACGUGGACUCCUCCUUCUCCCACAGGUCGUCGGAGCUUGCCGCCUCGCCCACCGACUCGCCGCUGCACGGCUCGCCGUCGAGCACCGGCCCCUCCACCGAGCAGCUGCUGGAGGCCGACGCCGCAAUGCUGAGGAAGAGACGGGAGGAGGAGGAAGACGACGACGCAACCGCCGCCGAGAUCAAGAACCUUCUAAUCAUCCCGGGCACCACGACGAGCAGCAGCAGCGUUGCUUCUCCCGUCGUCGCCGUGCAGUCGCCGACGGAGGCAGUGGCAGGGCUCAAGCGGUUCCUGACCUUCGGCAAGAAGAACGGCAACAUCAAGGCCGGCGAUGAGGUCACCGCCGCCGCCGUGGCAGAUGACGACAGCGUCGGCGAGCGAUGGCGGUCAGGCGAUUCCGGCGUCAUUCCGAGGAUCUGCUCCUCCGAUGCUGCUUCGGAUGAUUCAGACAACAACUAUGUCAUCCCUGCACACGUUCGUUCCUUGCAAAGUUGUGUGCCGUGUUCUCCUGCAAGGCCUGUACUGCUGAAGGAGCUGAUUUCAUCGGCAAAAUCCCCAAGAGCACAUCGCUCGUUCUUCUCGUUUUCAUCGUUUAAGUCCAGAGGAUACUGAUACUGACCAUUGGUGAUGCAGCGAUCAGCACUUGUACCGGUUCUUUUCUUUUAUUGAAUAUGAGGAAAUUCUUCCAGAUUACAUCGAUUAAUAGAUAAAUUCGAACAAACCUGUAUGAAUGUUUUGGGACACUACUUGCUGAGACUACUACUUGGAGAACCACUUGUAAUUAAACUAUGGUGCAUGUCAGCAUGUGUUA
Messenger RNA from Oryza brachyantha (malo sina), 2125 nucleotides. RefSeq names its product treacle protein-like. Lineage: Eukaryota; Viridiplantae; Streptophyta; Magnoliopsida; Poales; Poaceae. Bases 1 to 1926 code for a protein of 641 amino acids. The transcript has 4 exons. The record is from RefSeq and is a predicted model, not a curated record.